AUGAGAACUUAAUUACCACUAUUGCUAGUAGCUGUGGCUUUCCCUGCUGCCUCUAUUGCUUAAGGAAUAUUCAAUGGACCACACAAGGAGCCUCUUACCUCUGCUAGUUAUGGCCAAGCAGGUUAUGCAGACAUUAAAAACUUGCAAGACUUAGCCAACGAGUAUUUCAACACUAUCUGCAGACAGAAUGGAAGGGAUAAUGGCUGCUACAAGUAUGUUGACAUCUAAGGAUAACAAGACCAUAACUGGCCACAAAGAAAAGUAGAGGUUAUGGAUGUCGCCUAACUUAAAUACGAUGUGAAACAGAAGAUUACCAGACCAUCUUUAGUCUUGUCACAGGACUACUGCAAUUCAUUGUCUAAAGAUGGAUCAUUCAAUUUUGAAAAAUCUACCACUACUUCAACAACAUGCACAUGGUCUGUUACUGAAGGUUUAUCAUAUCAAAACUCAGUGAGUGUCAAGGUAUCAAUCCCAGAACUAGCUGAAACUAGCUUCUCAGAAAGUAUUACCCUCAGCAUGUCGAGCACUUAAAGCCAAUCUACUACACACACUGACAACUGGUAAAUUUCAACAACUGUUCCAGUCCCAUCUCAAACUUAUGUAAAUGCUACUUACACUGUUAUUGAAUCUGAUUUCGACACAGCAUGGACUGCUGAUGUUACUAUUAGAGGUUGUGCCAAUGUUUGGUUCAAUGAUAAGAUCGAUGGUCACUGGGAAUGGUGGCACGGAGUUACUAUGGUUUACGCUAAUGUCCCAGGCUUCUCAUGCUACUCAUAAGGAAAUGAUCCAUGCACUGAUUAAUAUUGCACAUACUAAGCUAAGGGAACUUAUUACGGUAUUGGUGGUGCUGCAGCUCAUCUUGAUACCGACCACAAGCCAUGUAUCAAGGAUGCAGAGGCUUCUUUCUUGGAAUGA
Messenger RNA from Stylonychia lemnae, 915 nucleotides. Lineage: Eukaryota; Ciliophora; Spirotrichea; Sporadotrichida; Oxytrichidae. The record is from the annotation of a GenBank genome assembly.